Molecule: messenger RNA, 1098 nt
Organism: Dermatophagoides pteronyssinus (European house dust mite)
Lineage: Eukaryota; Metazoa; Arthropoda; Arachnida; Sarcoptiformes; Pyroglyphidae
Product: coiled-coil domain-containing protein R3HCC1L
Molecular function (GO): nucleic acid binding
Source: RefSeq, a predicted model, not a curated record
AUGUCAAUUCGUUCUUGGUCACCAAGCCAAUUUGAUGAUGAUUUUAUUCAAUUAUUAACCAAGGAUAUUGAGUCAUUUUUUGCUCAAUCUUAUCCAAAAAGCCAAAAAUUUAUUUUUAUCUUGCCUCCUUUACCACCAAAAUUUCGUUUUCUAAUUCAUGAAGUUGUACCACAAAUUUUCGGUGAUAAAUUAUCCACAUUAUCGAUUGGUUCGGAUAAAAAAAGACGACCAAUAAUUUAUUUGAAAUCAUUUUUUGAAAAUCAAAAAAAUCAAAAUGAUUCACUUUUAAUCAUAACAAAUUUACCUGAAAAAUUAAGAGAAAAUCGAAAAAAACCUCGACAUCCAGAUAAGCAACUUUAUCAACCGCCAAAAAGUCGAAAAAAAAUUUUCAAUCCCGUUGAAUUUUCCAAUCAUAAUCGUAAAAUGCAACAAGAAGAUAAUGAUGAUAAUGAUGAUUUAUCUUGGGAUAAUUUAUAUGAUGAUAAUGGUGAUAUAAUUAAUGAUUUAAAUACACAAUUUGAAACAAUCAAUAUUCGAUUGGAAAAUGUACAAAAAUCUACGGCAAAUUAUUCUAAAUUUAUUGAUAAAAAUUUGGAUAAUUCUCCCGCACAACCACCACCAUCAUCGAUAUCAUCAUCGGCAACAGAUUGCUCACACAUUCUAGAAAUCUAUGAUAUAUCACCGGAUCUCAAAACAAAAGAUAUAACCGCUUGUUUAUCGUUCAAUAAUUUUAAAAAUUUCGAAAUCGAUUGGGUCGAUGAUACACAUGCAUUGGUUACAUUUCAAUCAAAUAUACAAGCAACCGAAGCAAUGAAUCGAAUGUUUCCAAUUAUGAAAGUUCGUCCAAUUGGCCAGGCAACUAAUGAAUCAAAACAAAAAGCUAAAAAAAUUAAAGAUAGCGAUGUAACACGGAAAUUACGACCCGAAACAUCAGCCAUAACUGCCAAACGUUUAGUAAUUGGUGCGCUAGGUUUAAAAUCAAAUCAAAUAAUUGAUCCAAAACAACGAGAAGCUGAACGUGAAAAAUUACGUUUAGCUAAAGAAAAAAAAGAAAAAACAUUACGAGAAUCAAAAAAUAUCUGGAAUGAUGAUUCGUAA